GCCCAGAUAAUUCGGUGUUGCACAUAAAUGCCCCAGCGGGUGCCAUGGCGCCCGUGGGCACCACAUUGGGGACCACUGGUCUAGUGAACCAAGUGGAGACUUCUGGCUAUAGACAUUUACUACAAGCACAAAUUAACCACCACCUACUGGAAGAACACAAAGCCAAGUGUUGGGUGGGUUUUGUGAUGACUCCCUUCCUCCCGCUCCCCUCCCAACAACCAUCAGGUGACUGGACCUUUGGUCACUACUUUUGAUGGAUUAAAGUCAGUUUCUUUCAAACGCACGUCAUGAUAAAGGAGAAAAAUCCAGGACGUCGCGAUAUAAAGGAAUGGACUCCAAUAAAUAAUGCUUUGCAUCGUCCAUCUAUCGUUUUGCAUAGGGCCAGCCGCCUACAUGUGCAAGUCGGAACCGGGAAAUUUCCGAUUUCUGAAUCAGCUGGCUUGGUUUCAAAUAGUUUCUCUUGUUAAGAUGCAAUCGGUUUCCGGCACGCUCGGGCUGCGCACAUAGCAAGGGCUGUUGUUUCAAAAAGCCAGUUGUUUUUAACCAAUGGAAACAGAUUUCUCCCCCAGCCGAUCCCGGGGCGUAGAGAAGAAAGGGUGGCCUGGCAUCCCACAUGUCUCAGGACUGGCUUACGGGGCGCCCCAUCGCUCCCGCCCACAAAUCCUGUUGCUAGCAGCGGAUACCGCUGCAGAUCCCAAGGGUGGCACGAAGCUUGCAGGGGGGUCGGGACGAGUUCACACUUCUCUUGACUCAGUCUCUGACCUAAGGAAGGGACUCCCAGGUCUGCCCCCACUCCCAGCCCCUCAGGGCAUCCUACAGAGAGCGGCUGGCCCGGCAGCCUUUGAUCCUCGCAGACCAGCCCCAGCCCGCCUGCCUGUGCGCUCCCAGUAUAAAGGGCAGGGCGGCAGGGCAGCCGCUCGGAGCACGCGGGUCUCUCCAGUGGCAGCAGCCGCGGCUCGCCCGCCCCAUGGAUCUCUACCUCACCCAAAGCGCUGCCCGCGUGGGCAGCCUCGCCCGGCCGGAGGCUCCCGCCCUCAGCGCCUUCGCCGCAGACAGGAGCGAAGCGGCCGGAGGUGGCUGCCCGGCCCAGUCCCAGGAGGAGCUCAGCCCGCCCGCCUCGGCUCCCGGCGCCGCCGCCUUGCCUUGCCCGCUCCCGCCGGACACGGCGCCGCCCCUCUCCCAGCGCAGGAAAAGGACCAACUUCACCGCGGCUCAGCUGGCGACGCUGGAGCUGGUCUUCAAGGACACCAUGUACCCCGAUAUCUACCUGCGGGAGAGGCUGGCCGACGUGACCCACAUCCCGGAGUCCAGGAUCCAGGUCUGCUAGCAGCUGUUGCAGAAUGCCUGUCUUUCACUGAACCCUACCAGGUUCCUAGAUGCCUUGCUGCCUGAGGGGAGGAAGUGAAUCACACCCAGGCUGACUGGAGUGUGUAACGGAUACAUGGACAUAUUGAGCCAUUGAAAGCUUCUAGAAUAAAACGACUUUGUAGAGUGCUGCACUCUAAUUUGAUCACAAGGUUUUAGAAUUGCACUAUUAAGAAUCAUUGCCUGAUUUUGUGUUAAUAUCACUGCAACUGUGUGUGGGGUAGGGUUAGUAAAGACAGUGUUGGAGUACAUGCAAUGCUACCUCUUAUUUGUAAUUAAAUUAAGUUUAGUCUUCUUAAAUGUAUAAGACCUUAGAUUAUCUCAUAGCUAAGAAGAUAUCCAUUAUUGACAAAUUUAGAAUGUGCAGAAGACCCAAUAUUUCUAGGUGGUCUCACCCUUCUCUUCCCGUAAGAUACAUACAAGUGUCAUUUGAACACACUCUCAGUAUAUAUAACAGAAGUUGCCAUCAUGAAUACAAAACAUUCUCUCUGAAAAUAAGUGCAAUAGUAAAACUUUAAUCUUACCUUGUAAAACUACCAUCAGAUGAAAAUACAGCUUGACUUUUAAAAUAAGAACAGACUAUGAUAGUUCAUCUUCUUUGCUAUAUCAAAUGAGUAUCUAGCUUUUUAAAACUUCCACUAAUUUAUUUAUUUUUUGCAUCUGUUUAUCCUUCUGUAGAAGAAUUAGGAAACUCCUAGUUCUAUUUUUUUUAAACGGUGACAUCUCUUUCUGAGAAGAAAAAUAAAAACAAGCAUUUGUUAUAUUCUAGUUGCUUUUUCUUAAUGUGUCAUUUUGUAAACAGGUUAAGUAACCUCUCUUAAUAGGUUGCAAACUCAAGACUGAAUUUGAUCAAUAGUCAACAAAAUGUGCUAAUUUUCCUGAGAGUUAUAACCUGAUAGUAUAAAUGUUGUUGGGAGGGGGACAGAGAGUGUAACCUCUCAAUCACUUUUAUAUAAGAGCAAAAAAAAUUUUUUUUUUUAACUUAAUCAAACCGUGUAAAUUUAAA
Molecule: messenger RNA, 2371 nt
Organism: Pelodiscus sinensis (Chinese soft-shelled turtle)
Lineage: Eukaryota; Metazoa; Chordata; Testudines; Trionychidae
Source: RefSeq, a predicted model, not a curated record